AAAUCUUACUCAUACUUUUAAUAAAAUCACGAACUCAGUUCAAUAACAAUCUCAUGUUACAACUAUGUUUCUUAUUGCAGCGGCUAUAUGUCUCCAGAAUAUGCAAUGGAAGGACAAUAUUCAACAAAAUCUGAUGUUUUCAGUUUUGGGAUUUUGUUGAUAGAGAUUAUUUGUGGAAAAAGAAAUACAGAUCACGAUAAAGAAAGAUCAUCUGUAAAUUUGAUUGGACAUGUGUGGGAGAUGUGGAGAGAAGAAAAAUCCUUGGACAUAGUGGAUCCAAUACUUGGUGAAGCAUAUCCAAUUGACUUAGCCCGAAGAUGUAUACAUAUUGGGCUGUUGUGUGUGCAAGAAAAUGCCUCCUAUAGGCCUUCCAUGUCAGAAGUAAUCUACAUGCUUGGCAAUGAAGUGUCCCUCCCCUCACCUCGAAGACCUGCAUUCCUAUUCAAUUCUAAUGCAGAGCUUUCAGAAUCUUCAACAUCUAAAGAUCCUUCUGUAAACGAAAUUACUGGUACGACAAUCAGUGCUAGAUAAACAUGGCAUGUGACAGGGAAGCAUUUUAUGAUCCUAGGUCUUGCUAUACUUA
Molecule: messenger RNA, 583 nt
Organism: Neltuma alba
Lineage: Eukaryota; Viridiplantae; Streptophyta; Magnoliopsida; Fabales; Fabaceae
Product: putative receptor-like protein kinase At4g00960
Exons: 2
Coding region: 88-531 (147 amino acids)
Biological process (GO): protein phosphorylation
Molecular function (GO): ATP binding; protein serine/threonine kinase activity
Source: RefSeq, a predicted model, not a curated record